CGCAUUCGCAAUACGGCUUAUUACGUUUAUUACGAACGGCAACCUGUCUGAGGGCAUAACCUCAAAAGUAACAGAAGUAAACAUCCCAGAAUUCUACUGUUGGGUCGUGUAUGAACAAAAAGUUCAUUAUUCGCAAAAAUGCAAAAUUUAAAAAAAUUGAAUGAACGAGUUUACCGAACUUCCUGCAAAACCGCAGCAGCGAUCAUAACUUAUUAUGAGGGCGAAAAACAAGAAACCAUGUUAGCGGAGCUUCGAGAACAAAUUGUAGCAACUUGUAGUGUUGAAGAAGUCAUAACCACUGCUGCAAAAAUAUCCAGUGAAAUUUCUCAGCAUAAUUCCUCCUCGCGAAAAUCGAAGAACCCGAAAAAUGAAAAACAAUGUUUGAAGAUAUACAAAGACAAAAUCGCGAGCAUCGAACCGGACCCAUCAAAAAAUAUGUACCUCCAAGAGUUUGAUCGAGUAGUAAGGUCGCUUAAAACAGAGUUGAACGGUUCAACCAUCGAGGCUGAUGGGGACGAUGACGAGGGAAUACAGCUGACUCGAGAUCCUGUCAAUGUCAUUGAUCCUGUGUCCAAAACUCGCAUGACCGAUCCAAUGAGAAAUCUCAAGUGUUCUCACGUUUACGAUAGCAAGAGCGUCAAGGCUCUGCUCGCACAGAGUGCUGGUGCAAGAUGCCCAGUGCCUGGGUGUAAAUCCACAGAAUUCUUAGCUAUGGAAAACAUGGUACCAGAUUUAGUAACGAAAAUCUAUUUGGAGCGGCAUCCAGUUGAAGAGGAGUCAUAAGAGUAGGAAGCACCGGUAAAAAGUGACGAAUCGCUGCCAAGACGUUUUUUCCGUUGACGGUCAGAGUUCAGCGUUUACACGCGUCACCGCUCAUUCUAACUGAUCAAAUGUUUCAAACGUGACGACGGAGUCACCGUCGCCAUUGGCAUCGAUUUUGGCGACUUGUCAAAAUUGAUGCUACCACAGACGAAGAGAAGAAAAAACAUGUUUCUAAGCCAUCCAAACAAGAAAGCCAAGCUUGAUUUUUUCAAAAUCUUCGUGUAUUAUGAAAAGCCUGUGAUCUUUUGAUAAUAAAUUAACAUAGUUUUUUGGAACAAAA
This is a messenger RNA of Venturia canescens, 1102 nucleotides long. RefSeq names its product E3 SUMO-protein ligase MMS21-like. Gene Ontology annotation, molecular function: SUMO ligase activity; zinc ion binding. Bases 139 to 783 code for a protein of 214 amino acids. The record is from RefSeq and is a predicted model, not a curated record. The transcript is spliced from 5 exons. Gene Ontology annotation, cellular component: nucleus; Smc5-Smc6 complex. Lineage: Eukaryota; Metazoa; Arthropoda; Insecta; Hymenoptera; Ichneumonidae. Gene Ontology annotation, biological process: protein sumoylation; double-strand break repair via homologous recombination.